AUGAGCAGCAAGGAGAAAGAUGAUGCCCAGGAGCACGUCUCCGGGCAGGCCAACAAGCCCAUGACGGCACCGGCUCACGCUCUCGCCAUCGACCGGGUCGUUGACGAGCUCAAGGCCAACGUCGAGGUCGGCCUCUCCGACGACGAGGCCAAACGGCGAUUGGAAGAGUAUGGCCGUAACGAAUUUGGCGAGCAAAAGGGCGUCCAACCCGUCAAGAUCUUUAUCGGGCAGAUUGCCAAUGCUCUCACACUGGUCCUCAUUCUUGCCAUGGCUGCCUCGUUUGGCAUUCAGUCAUGGAUUGAAGGUGGUGUCAUCACUGCCGUCAUCGUUCUCAACAUCGUCGUUGGCUUCUUCCAAGAGUUCAAGGCGGCAAAGACCAUGGACUCCCUGCGCUCCCUCAGCUCCCCCACAGCUCAGGCUAUUCGAAACGGCAACAACGAGACUGUCGUCACCGCCGAGAUCGUGCCCGGUGACAUGGUGGAGCUCAAGACCGGUGAUACCAUCCCGGCCGACAUCCGCCUGGUCGAGGCCGUCAACUUUGAGACCAACGAGGCUCUCCUCACCGGCGAGUCCCUGCCUGUCCGCAAGGAGACGGCAACUACCUUUCCCGAGGACACUGGCCCUGGCGAUCGUCUCAAUGUUGCAUACAGCUCCUCGACUGUGACUAAAGGACGCGCUCGCGGCGUCGUCUUCGCAACCGGCCUCUACACCGAGAUUGGCCAGAUUGCUGCCGCCCUACGUGGCAAGACGUCGCGCCGUCGCCAGCCCAAGCGACGUGAGGACGGCACCACCACGUUUGGUCGCUGGCUCCAGGCCUGGACUCUGACUUGUUCCGAUGCCGUCGGUCGCUUCCUCGGCGUCAAUGUCGGCACUCCGCUCCAGAAGAAGCUAUCCAAGCUGGCUAUUCUCCUGCUCGGCACGGCCAUUGUCUGUGCCAUCAUCGUCCUCGCCGCCAACAAGUUCGACACCAAACAGGAGGUCAUCAUCUACGCCGUCGCCACUGGCCUCUCCAUGAUCCCGGCCUCCUUGAUCGUCGUCUUGACCAUCACGAUGGCUGCUGGCACUAAGCGCAUGGUCCAGCGGCACGUUAUUGUCCGCAACCUCAAGAGCCUCGAGGCACUAGGUGCGGUUUCUAAUAUCUGCUCGGACAAGACUGGGACCCUGACUCAGGGUAACAUGAUUGUCAAGAAGGCUUGGGUUCCCGGCCGUGGUACCUACUCAGUCGGUACCACGAGCGAGCCCUUCAACCCUACCGUGGGCCAGCUCGGCCUCACGAGCGCCCAGCCCAAAGAUAUUGACUUCCGCGGUGCCGAUGCCGAUGGUGAGCCCAUUGAUGGCCAGCAGCUCGUUGCCAAGGACGCCACCCUUCGCGAGUAUCUGAACGUUGCCUCACUGGCCAACCUUGCCUCUGUGAACCAAGUCGAAGGAGAGUGGAAAGGCCGUGGCGAUCCCACCGAAAUUGCCAUUCAGGUGUUUGCGUCCCGUUUCAACUGGAACCGUCUCCGCCUGUCCACUGGCGAUGGGGCCACGUGGCAGCAAAAGGCCGAGUUUCCCUUUGACUCUGAUGUGAAGAAAAUGUCCGUCAUUUUCGAGAACAAGGAGACGCAGAAGCAGUGGCUCUUUACAAAGGGCGCUGUGGAGCGAGUUCUCACAUCCUGCCCGCAGUAUGCCGUUGGCGACGAAAUCAAGGACUUUUCCGAGGACAUCAAGGCCGAUGUCCUCAAGAACAUGGAAGCCAUGGCUCGUCUGGGUCUGCGUGUGUUGGCGCUCGCCAGCAAGACCGAUAUCCCUCAUGUGCAGGAGAACGAGGCAGAGCUCGAGCGUGGAGACUUUGAGAAAGACCUCACAUUCCGUGGUCUGAUCGGUCUCUAUGACCCUCCUCGCCCCGAGUCUGGCCCUUCUGUCCGCAUGUGCCAUGAGGCCGGCAUCAGCGUCCACAUGUUGACCGGUGACCAUCCUGAGACUGCUCGUGCCAUUGCUCUCGAGGUUGGCAUCCUGCCGUCCAAGAUGAACCAGAUUGCCUCCGAUGUUGCCAAGACCAUGGUUAUGGCUGCGUCUGACUUUGACAAACUAACCGACCAGGAAAUCGAUGAGCUCCCUCUUCUCCCGCUCGUCGUCGCUCGCUGCGCCCCUCAGACCAAGGUUCGCAUGAUCGAAGCUCUUCACCGCCGCAAGGCCUUUGUGGCCAUGACUGGUGACGGCGUCAACGACUCGCCCAGUUUGAAGCGGGCAGAUGUUGGCAUCGCCAUGGGUCAGGCCGGCUCUGACGUCGCCAAAGAGGCUUCUGAUAUCGUCCUGACCGACGACAACUUUGCUUCGAUCCUCAACGCCGUCGAGGAAGGCCGCCGCAUGUUUGACAACAUCCAAAAGUUCAUCCUGCAUGUUCUGGCCGAGAACAUUGCCCAGGCUUGCACGCUUUUGAUUGGCCUCGCAUUCAAAGACAGCCGGGGCAUCUCGGUGUUUCCCCUUGCGCCCGUGGAGAUUCUCUGGAUCAUCAUGAUCACGUCGGGUAUGCCUGACAUGGGCUUGGGAUUCGAGAUUGCCGCCCCGGACAUUAUGCAGCGACCGCCUCAAAACCUGAAACAAGGUGUCUUUACGCCCGAGCUUCUGCUCGACAUGGUUGUUUACGGCCUGUGGAUGUCUGCCCUCUGCUUGGCGUCGUUUGUCCUUGUGCUCUACGGCUUCGGCAAUGGAGCCGCGGACAUUGGCCACGACUGCAACAACCAUUACUCUGAGGGCUGCAAAGUCGUCUUCCGGGCCCGCGCAACGACGUUUGCCUGCCUCACCUGGUUCGCACUCUUCCUCGCCUGGGAAAUGGUCAACAUGCGCCGGUCCUUCUUCCGCAUGCAGCCCAAGAGCAAGAAGUACUUUACCCAGUGGAUCAUCGACGCCUGGCGCAACAAGUUUCUCUUCUGGGCCAUCGUCGCGGGCUUCGUCACCAUGUUCCCCAUCAUCUACAUUCCCGGCCUCAACACCGUUGUGUUCAAGCACGCAGGCAUCAGCUGGGAAUGGGGCAUCGUCUUCAUCGAGGCCGUGCUCUUCUUCCUGGGCAUAGAGUCGUGGAAGUUGGCCAAGCGCGUCUACUUCCGCCGCCAGGCCAAAAAGGGCGGCAACUUCAAGUCUGACGUCGAGACCCGCGUAUUCGGACAGUAUCUCGGACGCGGCGCUGGCGACAGCAGCCCGGCCAACGGCGGCGACGAAGAGAGCGGCUCCAACAGCGACACGGCGGCGGCGGAGAAGAGCGGCGCGAGCAGGGCCCUUGCCGACAACGACAAGGAAGCUCAAUGA
Messenger RNA from Purpureocillium lilacinum, 3288 nucleotides. Its product is annotated as Na+ ATPase. NCBI's taxonomy places the organism in Eukaryota, Fungi, Ascomycota, Sordariomycetes, Hypocreales, Ophiocordycipitaceae. The record is from RefSeq and is a predicted model, not a curated record. Gene Ontology annotation, cellular component: plasma membrane. Gene Ontology annotation, biological process: potassium ion transport; monoatomic ion transmembrane transport; intracellular calcium ion homeostasis. Gene Ontology annotation, molecular function: ATP hydrolysis activity; P-type sodium transporter activity; P-type potassium transmembrane transporter activity.